AUGAGUUUAAACUUGUUUAGAAAACUGUGUGAUCUUAUUUUCAAUGCUGGGAAUUUAGUGGAAGCAACAUUGAGACAGUUGCGAUUGCCCAUUGAAGUUAGAAAUCUGAGAAAAAUUCAACAAAAAGAAAUACAAGAACGUAUUUCGUUAUUGCAAAGUGGAGCCCUUUUGCAAACUAAGAGUAAAUUGACAGAAAAGAUAAUUGAACUUCUGCCUGAGUUCUAUGGUUAUCUCCAGUCAGACGAGGGACAUAAACAAGUCUUGAAAUGGAAGAAAUCAUCGUUAGAAGCUGAACAGCAAAUACCCUUUAAUGCUAAACUUGUAAAAGAUUUUUUAAACCAGCGAAUUAGUAAAGUCAUAUGCACCUGUAAUGGCUUUGAAGAGUUGUGCAACUGGGCAAAUACAACUUUUGCUGAAGAUGCAACAAAGCUACUAAAAUCAUUACACAUGCUCGACUUAGACGUCAGAGGAGAAAGCAGACCUGUCAGUGGCAUGACCAUUACAGGAAAAGACCUAAAAUCUGAUGACAACUCUUUUGCAAAAGAUCUUUCAUCUCUUGCAGUGUCUCUUCUCUGUUCUGCUAACAUAGUUGCUUUUCCUAUAUAUGGAGUAAUUAAGUUGGUGGAGUCCAGAAAAGAAGCUACAUUUCGAGCAACAUUAGAAAGAGCAUUCAAUAUGUUUUUGCAAGAAAAUGAAGCACCUGACUUUCAACUCUUGUGUAAGAUGGUCUUAUCAUUGCUAGAAUCUUUUUGCCCGUCUGUGAAAGUUGUCUUAAAAGACAUUCCUGAAAGAAUAAGCCAACUCCACCAGCGGUUGAUUGCUCAAGCAAAAGAAGAAGAAACUAAUAUUCCUACGUAUAGAAAGCUGUUUCGAGAAUGUCACAUGCUGCAAAGUGAAAUGUCACACUUGAGACUACAAUUGGAUACUCACAAAUUUACCAAGGAAGAUUUCUUAUCACAAGUGGAAACAGCUAGAGGACAUGCUAGUGUAAUUUACAAAGUCAGUGUUAAAGGAAUAGGAAGAGCUGCACUAAAAGUGGCAAUUAACCCCAUUACACCACAAACAGCUCUUGAUUGGAAGAACGAAAUUGACAUUUGCAGAAAGUGCAGCCAUAGCAACAUAGUGGAGUUCUAUGGAUCAGUACAGAUAUCAGAAAACCCUCUCAAGGUAGGACUGCUAUAUGAAUGGUGCAGGAGAACUCUGGCGAAUGUAAUAGCAAACGAAAAACUUGAACCACCACAUCGUACACUAACUGGCUUUAAAGAGGCUCGAUCUCUUGCAGUUGGUAUUCUGAAUGGAAUCAGAUAUCUACACGAAAAUGCCAUCAUUCACCGAGAUUUAAAGCCUGAAAAUAUCCUGUUAACAAAAAUCGGAGAAGUACGAAUUGCAGACAUGGGUUUGGCCAAGUUGUUUGAUCACGUAAAGGGCACCAUGGUUGGAACACCAACAUAUGUAGCUCCUGAACUAGCUACAGGAGAGCCGUACACCUGGACGGCCGAUAUGUUCAGUGUUGGAAUCAUUCUGUGGGAAAUAUGGAACAAACAAAGAGCACAUACAUACAACGUCAUUAAAGAUACCUCAAACCCAGGAUUCUCUGAGGACCGUCCAAAUGAUGGAUGUUUUGUUGGAGAAAAGACACCACAUCCGUCUGGAAUUGAGUCUUAUCAGGGCAGAGCUAAAAAAUGGGCACGUGUAGCAAGGGCUUGCUGGUCAACUAAUCCCAAAGAUCGUCCGACAGCAGAUAAAGCACAUGUAGAUAUAGAAGCUAUUAGUGCUGAUUAGUGACUGGCAAUUCAUGUGAAGAAAGUGUGCAAGCUACCAACAGAAUAAGAUGUUUAUGCAUGCAUGCAGUUUUGUGGAUGCAGUGUUCGACUGUGUUUAGGUAUACGCAUUUGCUUUCUGAGUAGGUUCAUUUUUUAUCCCAAUGACUAUCUGUUUGCUUACUAUUCCAGUGAGAAGAGAUACAAAUGUGGUGCCUUUUUACUAUGUAAAUAUCGACUUGUAUUUUCUGUCAGCUUGUAUAUACAAGUUGGUUUGCAAAGAUGUGCUUAA
Molecule: messenger RNA, 2052 nt
Organism: Corticium candelabrum
Lineage: Eukaryota; Metazoa; Porifera; Homoscleromorpha; Homosclerophorida; Plakinidae
Exons: 3
Coding region: 1-1782 (593 amino acids)
Biological process (GO): protein phosphorylation
Molecular function (GO): protein kinase activity; ATP binding
Source: RefSeq, a predicted model, not a curated record